GCAGCACUCAAACGUGCUCGGAUGCCUUGAAUGUUGGCAAGUCCGACGAAGCCGUCAAGUUGCUGAGCCAGCUGGCAACGGACCACGACGAGGGAGAGAGUGACGAGGAAAGCUGGGCAGAUGCAGAUGUGGUCGGUGAGCUACCUGCGCUUCUUGGCAAGCCGGGCGGUGGCGUGGCGAAGCCCACGAAGCAGAAGCCCGACACUAGCAGGCCGCGGCAUAUCGUGCUGGUUCUCGAUGCUUCCGGCAGCAUGCGCCAGCAGGACGUGGAGACCGACGCCGAGACGAGGCGUGAGCUUGGCAGCCAGUGUGCCAGCCUCACGAGGCUUGAGGCAGCAGAGCUCUGCGCUGCGAAGUUUGCACGGGAGCAUGCGAAAGCUCGGCCGCAAGACUUCUUCUCGGCCGUGGCUUUUCACGAGACGGCCACCGCGGUUUCAAAGAAACUGCUCGCGGGCGACUUUGCAGAGACCUUCGCACUGGGCGACCGUGCAGCCAAUGGCACGUUCUACCUCCAGGGCCUUCAGGAGGCUGCCGAUGUGCUAGCCGAGUAUGCGGACUUGCCAGGGGAGCUUGUGAUGCUCUCUGAUGGGCGGCCGGCGGACACCAAAGCAGCACUGAACUUCUUCCAGGACACCUUCUUGCGAGGCCGGCAUGCCGGAGUGCACGUGCACGGAAUUGGCUUUGGUACGACGGUGGAGAGCUUUGCACCGCUUCAGCAGCUGGCGUGUUUGAGCGGCGGAACCUUCGCACUCUCUGGUAGCACGGUGCGUGGCUUGUGCCAGGCCUUCUCAUCUGUGUCCUCCACGAUUACCUCGUCACAGAGCAGCAAUUGGAUCGUUGCAGAUGAAUCCGAAGCGAAGCCUCAGAAGCAGAAGCCACAGCUUCGGGUCGUCGACUUCGAAUUGCCCGAGCAAGGGAUCUUCGGCAAGAAGCAUGUGAUCCGGUACCGAGCUGCACGAACCCACUUCAGUUUCGAUGGGACGGCGUUUCAGCAGAAGAAGUUCGCAGCGGGGCCGGUCGUGCGGCGUCAGCUUCCUUACAUGCGGGGUGGCAUGCGAUUGGUGUAUAGCUUUCAAGACGACUGCGUGUCCAAGGAUGGCACCUGGAUGGUUGCGAAAUCCUCCCGAUACCUCGAUGCAGCUCUGAACUCGCGGGUCGCGGUCGAGGCUCAU
Messenger RNA from Symbiodinium necroappetens, 1172 nucleotides. Lineage: Eukaryota; Dinophyceae; Suessiales; Symbiodiniaceae. The record is from the annotation of a GenBank genome assembly.